UUCUUUCUCGUUCACACACACUGGCUAUCUCUAUAUUGCAAAUCAAUGGUGAUCAUGAAAUUAUCAAGUUGUUUUUUCUGGGAAAAAACUUUCAUUGGAAAAAAAAGUGUUCAACGUUCAAGUUUUACCUUGUUUGAUGAAUUUAUUUAGUUUUGAAUUUACUUAUAAUAUUGAUUGAUUGAUUAUGAAUGAUAACAACGAUACAGAUUUAAUUGUACGCAAACGAAUUAUCAAUCAUCGUAAUAAACAAAUUGAAACAAGAAUAAAAAGACAUGUGAUUAUUGAAAAUGGUCAAAUGAUUUUGGAUAGUGGUCCACAAGUAACAACUAAAACAAUUGAAGAUACCCGGCAAGAAUCUGAAGAAUAUGAUAAAAAUGGUCAACAAACUCAUUAUACAUCGAAUGAUGAUGAUGAUCAAAUAAAUAAAAAUGAUGAUGGCAAUAAAGUUGUCAACGAUACAAACAAAUGUCAUAAAUCAAACUUAAACAAAACAUAUUUGUUUGGUGAAGAUAUGAUAAAGAGAAAAACAACAAACAGGAUUAAUAUACCAAAAUAUUAUUAUGGAUCAAAUCCGUCAAAGAAUUUUAAAACCGAACAUUCAACAAUGAUGAAGAUGAACAACAAUUUGUUAAUGAAAAGUAAUUCAAUAAUGAAUGAUAAAGCAAUCAUUGAUGAACAGGAUUGUCAAUAUGCAUAUGAAACGGAUCGUUUUAGUCGAAGAAUUAAUCCCAAGUAUGGUAAUGAAACAAAUCAUCAUCCUGAAUAUAAUAAACGCACACAAUUAUGGUCGUUAUAAAUGUGUCAAUGUUUUUAUUUAAAAAAUAGUU
Molecule: messenger RNA, 827 nt
Organism: Dermatophagoides pteronyssinus (European house dust mite)
Lineage: Eukaryota; Metazoa; Arthropoda; Arachnida; Sarcoptiformes; Pyroglyphidae
Source: RefSeq, a predicted model, not a curated record